GGCUUGGCUGCUCAACGCCCCCUGAUCGGUAAAUACUGCCGAGUGGCGUGAGCCUCAAGGCUAAGCCCACCCGGCAUCACUGUUGUGCCUUUUCUAAGAGCUCCAGCCGCUUGUUCUGCCUCCCACCAAGCACAGCAUUGCGAGCAGCACCGGUGGCAAUGGCGCACAUAUUCGAUUUGGCUCCCGAGGUGUCCAACUACGCGGGCGGGCAGCUGGCCGAGCCCGGCCGGGUGCGGUUCCCCAAGACAGAUGCGUUCCGGGGCAUGAACAAACCGUCGCGGUUCGAGGGGGACGUGUUCGACCUCGAGUUCACGGGCGAGAUCCCAAAGGACAUUGACGGGACCUUCUACCGGAUCCAGCCCGACCACCGCUUCCCGCCGCUGUUCGAGGACGACAUCCACUUCAACGGCGACGGCGCCGUGACGGCGAUCCGCAUCGCCGGCGGGCACGCAGACCUCAAGCAGCGCUACGUGCAGACGGAGCGGUACAAGACCGAGACGGCAGCGCGGCGCAGCCUGUUCGGGCGGUACCGCAACCCGUGGACCGACAACGAGAGCGUGCGCGGCGUCAUCCGCACCGCGAGCAAUACCAACAUCACCUUUUGGCGCGGCAUGCUACUCGCGAGCAAGGAGGACGGCCCGCCGUUCGCCAUGGACCCCGUCACGCUUGAGACCAUCGGGCGGUACGACUUCGAGGGCCAGAUCCUCAGCCCGACGUUCACGGCGCACCCAAAGUUCGACCCCGACACGGGCGAGAUGGUGUGCUUCGCGUACGAGGCGGGCGGCGACGGCGCCGACUGCUCCCUAGACGUAGCCGUGUGGACCGUCGACGGCGCCACGGGCCGCAAGACGGAAGAGUGCUGGUACAAGGCGCCCUUUCCCGGCAUGAUCCACGACUGCGGCCUCAGCAAGAACUACGUUGUGCUCGCCCUCACUCCUAUCAAGAUGGACCUCGCCCGCAUGCGCCGCGGCGGCAACAAGUUCGCCUGGGACCCCACCGAGGACCAGUGGUACGGCGUCGUACCGCGCCGCGGCGCCAAGAGCGACGACAUUAUCUGGUUCCGCGCAGACAACGCCUUCCACGGCCAUGUCGCAGGCUGCUACGAGCUCGCGACAGGCGAGAUCGCGUUCGAUCUAACCGUGGCCGACGGGAACGUGUUCUUCUUCUUCCCGCCGGACAGCACCAAGACACCAGGUGCACAGGACAGCGGGCCGCCAGGGAAGCGCAACAAGCUGUCGUCGCCGACGAUGCGGUGGAUCUUCGACCCGCGGGCUCCCAAGACGGCGACUCCCAUCACCAACCGCGACGGCGCGGGCGAGGCGGCCGUGGUGCAGAUCGCGGACCAACGCGCGGCGCCGGCGCUUGUGUGGCCGACCAACGGCGAGUUCUCGCGCAUCGACGACCGCCGCGUCACUAAGCCGUACCGCCACUUCUGGCAGGCCGUCGUCGACCCGGCGCGGCCCUACGACUUUGUCCGGUGCGGUCCGCCUGCGGGAGGCCUGUUCAACUGCCUCGGCCACUACACGUGGUCGGACGAGCACGUGCACGACGGCACUCGCGAUGAGGGCGAUGCUGUAGGUGCCAAUGGGGAUCCUGCUGCGGCGGCAGGGACGCAGCGCGGCUUGUUCGGGCUCGAGGACGUGUUCUACGCGGGGCCGACCAUGACGUUCCAGGAGCCGGCGUUCAUUCCGCGGGCGGGCAGCGAGGGCGAGGGCGAGGGGUAUCUGAUCGCGCUGCUGAACCACCUCGACGAGCUGCGCAACGAUGUGGCCAUCUUCGACGCGCAGCGGCUGGCGGCGGGCCCGCUCGCCGUCAUCCACCUCCCCCUGAAGCUCAAGCUGGGGCUGCACGGCAACUUUGUCGACCACCGCGACAUCGACGUGUGGCAGAAGCGCCGCGCCGAGGACGGCGAUGUCGGGCCCGUCCAGCCUGCCAGGGAGCCGCUGCCGUGGCAGAAGGCGAUUCUGGCUGAGGGGCGCGACGCUGCGGGUGAGAUUAGCGGCGCGGGCGAGGUCUAGGUGGGGUUGUUGGUGCAGCGCGGCAGAUAUCUCGAUGGGAGUGGUGACCCGGCGAGGCUGAGUUGGACAGGCAAAGAUGGACGCGUCAAGGACGUCACCUAAUUGACUCUGGAAGAGGCCACUCUAAAUACUAAGUAUUAUCUCUUGGUGUUGCCAUGUGUUCAGUGGCGGUGGACUCGUGAAAUCUCUGUUUGGUUGCAUCUUCUUGCAGUCGAUCGAACGUUCUGGGGACUGAAAAGAACAGUAUGGAAUGAGUUGUCCUCUCUAAAAACUACUGGCCG
Messenger RNA from Lasiosphaeria miniovina, 2299 nucleotides. RefSeq names its product carotenoid oxygenase. The record is from RefSeq and is a predicted model, not a curated record. Bases 159 to 2018 code for a protein of 619 amino acids. Lineage: Eukaryota; Fungi; Ascomycota; Sordariomycetes; Sordariales; Lasiosphaeriaceae. Gene Ontology annotation, biological process: carotene catabolic process. Gene Ontology annotation, molecular function: carotenoid dioxygenase activity. The transcript is spliced from 2 exons.